AUGUCUAACGAGGACGAGCUCCUGGUCCAGGAAUCCACUGCCACGAACAUCUCCGGCGUGGACCGCUCCCACCCAACCGCCCGACCGGCCUACUUCCUCCUGCCCUGCGCCGACGCCACUCGUCUCCUCGUGCUGCCAUCCCCGCGACGCAGUGGAGGCCCCUUUCUUCAUGGCGAGAUCCGGGUGGAGUGGAGGGGGUGGCCCUCCUCCUCGAAGCUGUCGAGGCGCUGGGUGACCAAGCUUCGACCGCUGCACGAGGGCAAGAGAGUUGGUAUAUUUGACGCCAUCCUCUCAACCACAUGGCGGAUUCGGCGUGACGAAGAUCUGCUGCUCCAGCUCGCGGCGUUCUGGUCCAGAGAGACCAGCACGUUCGUCUUGCAGUGGGGCGAGGCCACGGUGACGCUGGAGGACGUGGCCGUGCUCGGGGGCCUACCUCUGUUGGGCAAGCCUGUGUGCGCGGUGUUGCCGGACGCGCUGCGCGGCGACGUGCACGCCCUUGAAGGCAUUCGGAGCGCUCUGAACCGGAGCAAGAGCAAGAAGCCAAAUUAUUCCUCGUGGGUAAACUACUUCCUCGAGUGUCCACCAGAAAGUGAUGCAGGAGGCGGCCGAGGGGACACGGCCGCUGGAUUGCUCGAGCACGGGGCGUUCUUGGCCAUGUGGCUGUCUGAGUACGUGCUCCCGUCGCCGCCGUGUGACGUGGUUCAGGCGCGGGUGCUCCCCAUCGCCGCCCAACUGGCACGCGGCCAGCCCGUGGCUCUCGCACCUGCGGCGCUUGCUAGCAUCUACAAGUGCUUGUCCACGCUCGCCGGGUGUGCCCCACUCCAGAUCCUCCAGCUUUGGGUCUGGGAACGGUUCCCAGAACUUCGCCCGGAGAAGGUGUCCGCCCACAACAAUGACAAUGGUGUGCCGGCAAGGGCUGCAAAGUGGCACAACGUCAGAGAGGUGCUCGAACCCAGGUGCAUCCAUGCUGUGUUCAUGUCACCAGGGAGAUUUGAGUGGAUGCCUUAUGGCAGCAGCAGCAGCUUUGGCGUGCCACCCAGCAAUGGCGGCCGUCGGGUCCAUGGCCAGGACAUAGCAAGAAGUGACGAGCUGCUAUCCAUGGCACUAUGUUUACACCCUUGCGAGCUUGUAGGCGUCGAUUGCAUCGAGCAGUACUGUCCGCACCGUGUCGCGCGGCAGCUGGGCUUCGAUCAGGACGUGCCCGGGGAUGUCUGUCGUGUCAACUCGGAUCCAGUGGCCGCGUGGUCAACCUAUAAGAUAGAGGCUAGAUCCUUUGCAUUCAUCUUCCCAAAUCGCGACGCCGGCGUGACCGUUGAGUAUGCGCGGUGGUGGGAGCCAUACUCGUCCGCAUGCGCAGCUCAUGUUGCUAAUGCUGCAAGGACAAAUGAGCUAGUUCAUCCGAGUAAGAGAAAGAUGGAAGGAGCUGUUGUAGUUGAUAUGCAAUCAACACCUGAAGACAUCGUGGCCAUCAACAAUAAUGAGUCCCUCGAAGAAUCUGAAAAGGAUGUUGAAGUGGCCGCGAUGCAUUUGAAAUCACCCGAACCGGUGAACGAAAAUGUUGAAGUAGCUGAGAGAGUGGUUUGUGCUAGAACACUGUACUAUCUUAGGCCAUUUGAGCAGGCCAAAUAUGGCCAGGCGGGCGCAAGCAGGAGAAAUUCGGAUCAAGAAUUUUUUUCAGCCAAAACGGGAAGUGGGGACGAUGGAAAUGAUUAA
This is a messenger RNA of Triticum aestivum (bread wheat), 1713 nucleotides long. RefSeq names its product protein MAIN-LIKE 2-like. Bases 1 to 1713 code for a protein of 570 amino acids. NCBI's taxonomy places the organism in Eukaryota, Viridiplantae, Streptophyta, Magnoliopsida, Poales, Poaceae. The transcript has a single exon. Gene Ontology annotation, biological process: meristem maintenance; meristem development. The record is from RefSeq and is a predicted model, not a curated record.